AUGUGGGACUCUAAUGUUGCACCCAACUUUGGUGCAUACUAUGCUGCACCAUAUGCCAGUGGUGUUAUUCGAGGACCAUUAGAGAGCGCUCGAAAUGUUUCUAUGGCCCUUGAAAACGUCAUUCAAAUGCUCUAUAGUUGGACUCAAAUGAUUGAUGGAACGUACUACACGUGGACUACCUCGCUCUCCAUGGCUGUGUCUCUUUGGAAUCGCCUCUAUGAAGUGCUUUCCAAGUGUAGAGGCUUUGUAAUUGGUCUUUUAAAAUGGUGGCUUAAUUUUCUUCGAGCAAAAAGAGCAUCCUCCUCCUCCUCUUCCCUCUACACUUCUCUUGAAAAGAUCUGGGAUUCUAGGACCAUAAAUAGUGUGCACACAAAUGUUCUCGGAAAUGGGGGUGCACUUGGGGUUAUUUUCCUAUUUUUGGUAGUAUGUGGCAUCAUUCUUAAGCGAAAGAAAGCGUCUCUGUUUGGUGCUGCCGAAGAGAGCCUUUCUAAUGAAUUAGACGGGGAUCCUGAUGCUUUGGAAGCUGCUGCUGAACUCGUCAAAUUAUCGCCGCCAAUUUUUGCAAAGGUCAUCCAUGGAUUUUCGUCCAAUAGAGAUGGUGACUUUCCCUCAUUAGAAGAGGGCCAGCUGAUUGCCAUCACCCAGGUGCCUAAAUCACACACCAUUUUAGACUCUGAUGGUGUUAAACAGCAUUUGGACACUCAAUUGCUAUCUGUCCACCCAACAUGGCUUUAUGGUAGAACACGAAACGGGAAAUUUGGGUUGUUCCCGUCAAAUUAUAUCUCUAUAAUCGAUACACAAGCAUCUGCUUAG
This is a messenger RNA of Mitosporidium daphniae, 813 nucleotides long. RefSeq lists its product as uncharacterized. Bases 1 to 813 code for a protein of 270 amino acids. The transcript has a single exon. Gene Ontology annotation, molecular function: protein binding. Lineage: Eukaryota; Fungi; Microsporidia. The record is from RefSeq and is a predicted model, not a curated record.